GUCCACGCACGCAAGGAGUGACUGAGUUUUCCCACGCAGCGUGGAAGAGGAGGAAGAAGAGGAGGAAGAAGAGCAGAAGGAGGUACGUCUGCUUCUCCUCCAACCGUGACGAAGAGAGCGAGAGAGAGAGAGAGAGAGAGAGAGAGAAAAACACGGGUGUUUGGCACCGUGCGCAUUCACUGACGCUGCUGCUGCUGCUGCUGCAUCCACGCGCUGCACAGAAAUUCAACCCGCAUCAUCAUCAUCAUCAUCUGAGAAAGGAGAGGAGGAGGAAGAUCUCAGACGCAGAGUGUGUGUGACGGCGCAGCAUGACGGACACGGUGAUGAGCAGCAGCUCAGAUCGCUGGAUGUCCAACGACAGGCAGAGGAACAUGCAGCAUUCUGGUGAGAAAGAACAGGGCAACUGGACCACACAGCCCGGUCCUGGUCCUGGUCCUGGUUCCAAUCCAGACCUGACAGACGAGGAGAAAGAGAUCAUAAACAGCGUGAUCGCCCGUGCUGAGAAGAUGGAGGCCAUGGAGCAGGAGAGAAUCGGGCGCUUGAUAAACCGCCUGGACGACAUGAAGAAGACGGUGUGUGGGGACGGAGUGUCCCGCUGUCUGCUGUGUGGAGAGCAGCUCAACUCGCACGGCGUCACCGGUGUGGUGUGUGAGGACUGCAAAAAGAGCAUGUGCAGUAAGUGCGGCACGCAGUGCGGCAGUCGCCCUCGCGCCGUGUGGCUUUGCAAGAUCUGCCGAGAACAGCGAGAGGUGUGGAAGAGGUCCGGCGCCUGGUUCUUUAAAGGUUUUCCUAAGCAUUUCUUGCCGUCACCCAUGCCAUUAACUAAAAAAGAGGCGGGAGCCAAGGAGGCGGCAGCGGCUGCGGCGGCGUCUCGCGAGAAAGCAGCUCCUGCAGCCAGAGAAGACACGACCCAACCUCAACCUGCAGGACCAGAGCCACAGGGCCGUGCUGGUUACCCACCUGUAGCUCCCAAACCGGCAGCCGCGCAGAUGGCUACCGGCGGUGCUGGCCCUCAAGAGGCGGGACAGGGAAGUCCAGUGGUGAUGAAGAAGAUGGUUCCUGUUCAGAGCUCCAGACCUCAGUCCGCUGCGUCGGUCACCCUGGCCCAGCAAGGAGAUGGAGGUGCGUUCUCCUCUGGGGCCGAGCAGAGAGCGCCACCUGCGGUGAGAGAGGAGAGGAGGCAACCCGCUUCCUACGGCUCUGUCCCCGCCCGACAGCAGCCUCCCCCGGCUGAUGAGGAGGAGGAGGCCAACGACUAUGACUCCGAUGAAGCCACCACUCUGGGCUCUUUAGAGUUCAGUCUGCACUACGACCAGGAGAGCAACAGCCUCCAGUGUAGCAUCAUCAAAGCAAAGGGUCUGAAGCCCAUGGACUCAAACGGUCUGGCAGAUCCUUACAUCAAGCUUCAUCUGCUGCCGGGGGCCAGUAAGUCUAACAAGCUGCGCACAAAGACUCUGAGAAACACCCGUAACCCCGUGUGGAAUGAGACGCUCACCUACCACGGCCUGACGGAUGAGGACAUGCAGCGUAAGACCCUCAGACUCUCCGUCUGCGAUGAAGACAAGUUUGGGCACAAUGAGUUUAUCGGGGAAACCCGAGUGGCGCUGAAGAAGCUGAAGAUGAACCAGAAGAAGAACUUCAACGUGUGUCUGGAGAGAGUUGUCCCCACAAAGAGAACUGCAACAGCUGGCGGAGCCAGAGGCAUCGCCCUCUACGAGGAUGAGUCAGCGAAGGAUGGCGGAGAGGUGGAAGAGCGAGGUCGUAUCCUGAUCUCCCUCAUGUACAGCACCCAGCAGAACCGCCUCCUCGUCGGCGUCGUCCGCUGCGUUCACCUGGCCGCCAUGGAUGCUAAUGGCUACUCCGACCCAUAUGUUAAAAUAUGUCUGAAACCUGACAUGGGGAAGAAGGCCAAGUGCAAAACACAAAUCAAGAAGAGGACUUUGAACCCGGAGUUUAACGAGGAAUUCGGCUACGAAAUCAAACACAGCGAACUGGCCAAGAAGACUUUAGACAUCUCCGUGUGGGAUUAUGACAUCGGGAAAUCCAACGACUACAUCGGCGGCUGUCAGCUGGGUAUCACUGCCAAAGGAGAGCGGCUCAAGCACUGGUACGAGUGUUUGAAGAACAAGGACAAGAAGAUCGAGCGCUGGCACACGCUGGUGAACGAGAAUCACGUCGCCAGCGAUUAACCGCUCGUUUACUCCCACAAACAGCAUGAGCUAAAAACCUUUCUUCUCUUCACUUCAUCUCCCUAAAGCACUUUUUUCUUCUUCUUCUUCUUCGUUCUGUUGUGUUUGAUCCUCUCUCGUUCUGUGCGUGAGGCGCCGCUCACAUCCGUCCGUCCCUCUCUAAUGUAGUGUACUCUCCUCUUCUCUUCUUAUUAACAAUCUCCCUUCCUGUGCUGAUACUAAAUCUGCCUCUGGGACAAACCACCGCUUAAAUGAAUUAGAGAUUUCAUUAAUGGAAGGAAGACAUUUGUCAUUGAAACAGCUGCACACGGAGCAUCGUGCAUCGUCUUAGUAACCUGCUUUCCAUGAAAAUGUAUAUUGCAAACAAAAGAAAACGUGCACUUAUGGCUACAUUCAGGUGACCAGACUGAAGUGACUUAUAUUUGUUUUUUUUUCCGUUGAUGUGACACAGAAUUCUGAUUUUUGAAAUCAGUCACUUUGGAAUUAAGCAUGGGUAAUCGAGAACUGCUAUGAAAUUGAAUACUGGUCAAUACCAAAGUGUCUAUAAGCAUCCAGACAAACAAUAACAUGGUUGAUAUUUAUGUUGAUUCUGAUCAUAAAAUGCUAACAACGCUCGUGAUGAUGAAGCUGCCAAUGACUUUUAAUCCAGCCGUCAAUGGCGAGCACACGCUUGAAAGUUUGGGCUCACUUUGCUCAAACUUUGCUUAAACUAAAGGGAUAUUUGUAUCACGUGUGGAAAAAUGUAGUUGCAAGUAAACGAGUAACAGACACACAAAUACAGCACAGUUAAUCUGAGGCCGUGCAGUCUAAUCUGACCGUUUUCAAAGCUAACAAGUUUACAAAUAGCUCAGCUAACGUUUCUACUGCUGCUGGCGUUCUCUGCGCAGCCUCCUGACACCAACAUCGCGAUGAAUGUGAUCUGCAAUAUAAUCUGUAAUCUGAUUAGAAGAAUGUGGCUGGAACAUCUGAACGUAGCCCUUGUGUGUUUCCAUCCGCUGCUGUUAAGUGAAUCAUUAAAAAACCCUGAGGGUUUUUGCACGAUUGGACACGUGCGGAAAAUACUUACAAACGUACGAAUAAUUUGCAUGAAAAAAAAUGCGUCCGUCGCAAAGGCCUCCAGAGGGAGCAACUCGAUGACGCAAACGACGGUAGCUUCGGUAAUUUUCUGCUUCUUGAGCACCAAGUGUCCGACGUGUUAUCCAUUUUCAGUGAAAUGAGCAAGUUUCAGUCAUGACUAUUUCUCAAAAAUGCGAUCUUUUUUUAUGGACAACUUUCUCACCUCUGUCAAGCGCGAAAAACCUUUAAGUGACAUUCCAAGAUUCGCUCGAAUGAUCUGGUUUCAUGCCGCUUUUCUUUGUUAAAAUCAAAAAUUCAUACAAAGACAUACUGAUGGAUGCGUAUACGUGACGUGAUGCGGUAUAGCGCGCCAAAACCUGACGGACGUUUGAAUUGCACUGGCACAGAGCGGGGAAAGCAAUAGGCUGUGUUGUCCGAGGUCAGAAGCAGCAUUCAGGCUGGAAUUUGGCCGACUGAUGAUUUUUCACGUGAUUAUAGUAGAAUAGUUUGCGUUUCAAAACUGCGUGAGUAUGCUGUAACAGCUGCACCUUAAAGUGUCUCUACUGUGCCCACUGUCCUGAACAUACAUGUAUAUUUCCGUGAAGAAAUGUUUACAUACUUAUUAACACAUUGCUCAGGUUAGGAUAGACAUCUGAUAACGCACAUGACGCAUACGUUAGCGGACCAUGAGCUUCGAUGAAUUCUCUUCAUCGGUCGCUGUUGCUGAUUUUGUGAUUUUGAAGUUAUAGCACACCUAAUGAUUGUUGGCGAUUAGGAGUUUCUACGUGUGGCUGUGGAUAAGCUGUGACUCUUUUAAGUUAGCGGGACGUUAUUAAGUGUGAUUAGAGAAACUGAAGGUUUAUUUUUUCUGAUUUCGAUUCAUAAAAGCAGGAAAAAAAAAUAUGAAAAGGACUCUCCUCCUCUUCCUGCUACCUCUACGCUAGUUUUUCUACUGCCUGACACAUCUGGCUGCUCUCACUUCUCAAGGAGAGAACGUGGUACAGUCUGGUUUAUCAUGUCAUAAGUGUGUUGCAGCUUCGCCUGCAUGCACUGUGUGCCCCGUGGGGCAGAAGACGCCUCUCAUACUCUUACAUACGUUAGUCCUUUUGCACAAAGCAAGGGAGCGUCUUCCCUCUGCCACAUACCAAUCACUUGUGUAUUAGUUUCCCGGGGCUGGGCGAUUAAAAAAAAAAAGAUCUAGAAAUGGAAUCACGGUAAAAUUCAGGUUGCCAAGCUUUGAAAAGCUUGAAAAAAUGACUUGGUUGCUAUAGGAAUGCCAGAAGAUAAAAUAUCGCACGUCUUGAUUCUUGACAGUGGUUUAUGGACUGUGUAUAAGUGUCCAACCACUAUUUAUAGCAGCAGGCUUUCGUCCUUUCAUUUUCUUCCCUUCCUUCCACUUCUCUCACAAGACAAAUAAAAACUGUAUAUUGCUUAUAUAAAUAUAUAUAAAUAUAUAUAUAUAUGAAGAACUUUUUUUUUUUACUUAAUUUGGGGGGGAAAUUCGCAAUAAAUCACCUUAAGCCUGCCCCACAUGAGAGGAUUUUCAUACGUGGGAGACGACAGACCAAUUUUGUAAGCAGUUUUUCAAUGUUUAAAUCCUGAGAAAGCACAGACUUAGACGAUCCAGACUAGACACCGAUUUAGCGUGAUUUCAGAUCAUGAACAGACACGUUGUCACUUAUAAUAGCUGUUGUGUGUGGGCGAUGUUUACACAAAAAAACUGUGGAUGAAGUCAUGGCUGAGAAGAUGGAGUCAACUUGGCUUGUACAAGUUAUGGUUCUAAACAAAAGUACCCGGUCAACUUGCUUCACAUUGUUUCUUUCUGGGUUC
Molecule: messenger RNA, 5075 nt
Organism: Solea senegalensis (Senegalese sole)
Lineage: Eukaryota; Metazoa; Chordata; Actinopteri; Pleuronectiformes; Soleidae
Product: rabphilin-3A-like
Exons: 18
Coding region: 309-2189 (626 amino acids)
Biological process (GO): intracellular protein transport
Cellular component (GO): membrane
Molecular function (GO): small GTPase binding
Source: RefSeq, a predicted model, not a curated record